Messenger RNA from Empidonax traillii (willow flycatcher), 5429 nucleotides. It is a transcript of the gene JAK2, whose product is annotated as Janus kinase 2. The coding region runs from base 472 to 3864 and encodes 1130 amino acids. Lineage: Eukaryota; Metazoa; Chordata; Aves; Passeriformes; Tyrannidae. The record is from RefSeq and is a predicted model, not a curated record. Gene Ontology annotation, molecular function: cytokine receptor binding; histone binding; non-membrane spanning protein tyrosine kinase activity. Gene Ontology annotation, cellular component: cytosol; cytoskeleton; membrane. The transcript is spliced from 28 exons. Gene Ontology annotation, biological process: cell surface receptor signaling pathway via JAK-STAT; cytokine-mediated signaling pathway; hemopoiesis.
GCCGCGUCCCCGGCCUGCGCCGCCGUGUAUGGCGAGGGAGCGGGCGGACGCUGCCUGCGUGCCGGGCUGCACCGCCAGCGCCGUCGGUCUAAUUAGAACCUGAUUGUGUCCUUGUCACCUCUGCAGUCAGUGACAGAUACAUUAUGUUCUUCCACUGCUUAUGUGCCUACUUUGUCUGACUUUUUGUGGAUUCCAGCAGUGAGUGGCUUGUGACAUGCUUAUUUAAAGGGCUUCAUCACUCCCAUGUUUAAUACAGAGAUUUCUCCAGUGAUAAAAAGUGAUUUCUAGAUGGAGCAAAGCAGGGUAAACUGUGUUCAAUUGGAGACUUGUCUGCUAAGAAAUACAUGUGAAAGCAGUUUUCUUUUGUUUUUCACACCACUGGUUUAACUAGAUUUUUUAAUUGGGCAGAUGAGCAUACACUGUCUAAAAUCCAGUGAGAGGCAAAUGCUCUGAACAGAAUCAAAACGAACUAUGGCUUGUCUUACAAUGACAAAUAUAGAAAGCACAGCAACUGCUGCUGUCCACCGGAAUGGUGACAUCCAUGGGAAUACCAGUGCACCCAGGCAGACAGAACCAUUGCUUCAAGUGUACCUUUAUCAUUCUCCUGGGAAGACAGGAGAAGAUUGCCUUCAAUUUCCAGCUGGAGAAUAUGUUGCAGAAGAGCUUUGCACUGUUGCCUGUAAAGCCUGUGGUAUCAUGCCAGUGUACCAUAACAUGUUUGCACUCAUGAGUGAAACAGACAGAAUGUGGUAUCCCCCAAAUCACAUCUUCCAUGUAGAUGAAGCGACUAGACUCAAGCUAAUAUACCGGAUAAGGUUUUAUUUUCCCCACUGGUAUUGCAGUGGCACCAACAGAGCAUAUCGGUAUGGCAUUAUUCGUGGUGCAGAAAGCCCUGUUCUUGAUGAUCUCGUCAUGUCUUAUCUAUUUGCACAGUGGCGAGCUGAUUUUUUGGAUGGAUGGGUACAGAUGCCUGUUACUCACGAAACACAAGAAGAAUGCCUUGGAAUGGCUGUUCUAGAUAUGAUGAGAGUGGCCAAAGAAAAGGACGAAACCCCACUGGCUAUUUACAAUUCAGUCAGCUACAAAACAUUUUUACCUAAAUGUGUGCGAGCAAAAAUCCAAGACUACCACAUUUUGACACGAAAAAGAAUAAGGUACAGGUUCCGCAAAUUUAUACAACAGUUUGGCCAAUGUAAAGCUACUGCCAGAAACUUGAAACUUAAGUAUCUUAUAAAUCUGGAAACCCUUCAGUCUGCCUUCUAUUCAGAGGUUUUUGAAGUAAAAGAACCUGGUGGAGGUCCUUCGGGAGAGGAAAGUUUUGCAACCAUUGUCAUAACUGGAAAUGGUGGAAUUCAGUGUUCAAGAGGAAAACUUAAAGACUGUGAGACACUUGCGGAGGAGGAUUUACAAACGUACUGUGAUUUUCCUGAUAUCAUUGAUGUCAGCAUUAAACAAGCAAGCCAAGAAGGCUCCAGUGAGAGAAGAAUUGUCACCAUUCACAAGCAAGACAGCAAGAAUCUGGAGGCUGAAUUUCAGUCAUUAAGAGAAGCUCUCUCCUUUGUAUCAUUAAUUGAUGGAUAUUACAGAUUAACUGCAGAUGCCCAUCAUUAUCUCUGUAAAGAAGUAGCACCACCAUCAGUCCUGGAAAAUAUCCAAAGCAACUGUCAUGGACCAAUUUUCAUGGACUUUGCUAUCAGUAAACUGAAGAAAGCGGGUAAUCAGACUGGUUUCUACGUCCUUCGCUGCAGUCCUAAAGAUUUUAAGAAAUACUUCCUUACCUUUGCUAUAGAGCGUGACAAUACCACAGAUUACAAGCAUUGCUUAAUUACGAAGAAUGAGAAUGGAGAAUAUAAUCUUAGUGGAACGAAGAGAACUUUUAGUAAUCUUAAGGAUCUCUUGACCUGUUACCAGACAGAAACUGUCCGUUCAGACAGCAUAAUUUUCCAGUUCGUCAAAUGCUGUCCCCCAAAACCCAAAGAUAAAUCAAAUCUUCUAGUCUUCAGAAGCAAUAGUGUUUCUGAUGUACCUUCGUCACCUACGCUACAGAGACACAACAAUGUCAAUCAAAUGGUCUUUCACAAAAUCCGUAAUGAGGAUUUGAUAUUUGAGGAGAGUCUUGGACAGGGCACAUUUACUAAGAUUUUCAAAGGUGUAAGGAAAGAAGUGGGAGAUUAUGGCCAGCUCCAUCAAACUGAAGUUCUUUUAAAGGUGCUGGAUAAAGUGCAUAGAAACUACUCUGAGUCCUUCUUUGAGGCAGCAAGUAUGAUGAGCCAGCUUUCUUACAAACAUCUGGUGUUAAAUUAUGGAGUCUGUGUAUGUGGAGAAGAAAACAUCCUUGUACAAGAAUAUGUGAAAUUUGGAUCCUUGGACACAUAUUUGAAAAAGAACAAAAAUAUUAUCAAUAUUUUGUGGAAGCUGGAAGUAGCUAAACAGUUGGCAUUAGCCAUGCAUUUUCUGGAGGAUAAAGGCCUUGUUCAUGGGAAUGUCUGUGCAAAAAACAUCUUGCUUAUCAGAGAGGAAGACAGGAAGUCUGGAAACCUUCCAUUUAUAAAACUAAGUGAUCCUGGUAUCAGUAUUACAGUUUUGCCAAGAGACAUUCUUCUUGAGAGAAUACCAUGGGUUCCUCCUGAAUGUAUUGAGAAUCCCAAACAACUAAGCCUGGCCACAGAUAAGUGGAGUUUUGGUACCACUUUGUGGGAAAUCUGCAGUGGAGGAGACAAACCCCUGAGUGCACUGGAUUCUUCAAGGAAACUACAGUUUUAUGAAGAUAGGCACCAGCUUCCUGCCCCCAACUGGACAGAACUUGCAAACCUUAUAAACAACUGUAUGGAUUAUGAGCCAGAUUUCAGACCUUCUUUUAGGGCAAUUAUACGUGAUCUGAACAGUUUGUUCACUCCAGAUUACGAGCUAUUGACAGAAAGUGAUAUGUUGCCAAAUAUGAGAAUUGGAGCACUUGGAUUUUCUGGUGCUUUUGAAGAUCGGGACCCAACACAAUUUGAAGAAAGACAUCUUAAGUUUUUACAGCAACUUGGCAAGGGAAAUUUUGGCAGCGUUGAGAUGUGCCGGUAUGACCCACUGCAGGACAAUACUGGAGAGGUGGUAGCUGUGAAAAAGCUGCAACAUAGCACAGAAGAGCACCUUAGGGACUUUGAAAGAGAAAUUGAAAUACUUAAAUCUCUGCAGCAUGAUAACAUCGUUAAAUACAAAGGAGUAUGCUACAGUGCAGGUCGUAGGAAUCUAAGAUUAAUUAUGGAAUAUUUACCAUAUGGAAGUUUACGAGAUUAUCUUCAGAAACAUAAGGAGAGGCUGGACCACAAGAAGCUUUUGCUGUAUGCAUCUCAGAUAUGCAAGGGCAUGGAGUAUCUGGGUACAAAAAGAUACGUUCACCGGGAUUUAGCAACGAGAAAUAUCUUGGUGGAGAAUGAGAACAGAGUUAAAAUCGGAGAUUUUGGAUUGACAAAAGUCUUGCCACAAGACAAAGAAUACUACAAAGUGAAAGAACCUGGUGAAAGUCCUAUAUUUUGGUAUGCUCCAGAAUCUCUGACAGAAAGCAAAUUUUCUGUGGCCUCAGAUGUGUGGAGUUUUGGGGUGGUCUUAUAUGAACUCUUCACCUAUAUUGACAAAAGCAAAAGCCCACCAGCUGAAUUCAUGCGCAUGAUUGGCAAUGAUAAACAAGGGCAGAUGAUUGUAUUUCAUUUGAUAGAGCUUUUGAAGAAUAAUGGACGACUACCAAGACCAGAUGGAUGCCCUGAUGAGAUUUAUGCUAUCAUGAAAGAAUGCUGGAACAAUAAUGUUGCCCAGCGCCCCACCUUUAGGGAUCUUGCUCAGCGAGUGGAUCAUAUAAGGGAAAACAUGGGUGGAUGAGACAACUGCCCUUCCUUCAGAGGAUGUGUUGGAAUGCAGAACAAAAUGUACUUGAUCUGCUGUGUAUAAUUGACAUAUGUGCGCAUCUUAUCCUUGCUGGAAGUAAAAUCUGUGUGGCAAAUACCGUAUUUCAGUCUGCAUACUGAGGAAUCCUGCUGGGCUUUUUUAUCAGGAUAUACUCGUUACUAUGAGAACAUGCUGAAAUUCUCAACAGGGAGAGAAAUUAUUUUUAUAAGUAAAAUAAUAUAUGGUCAUUCAACAACACCAUUAUUUGCCUUACCUGGCAAUGCAAAAAAAAGGUGAUUUAUAGUGCGGUGAAAUCAAGAGAUGAAAAGACAAUGUAUUGCUUUGUUGAAAUGGAGAUGCAGAGAAAAGACUUCUAGAAAUCCUUUCACACUGAGUACAUAGUGACUUGGCACCCUGUUUUGUGUGUUGCACAAGGACUUUUGUUAAUACAGUUUAAUUGUUGAUGCAGAAAUGGCUUCUCUGUAUAACAAAAUAGAAGUGAUUAUGUAACCAGGAGCUUCUAAUGUGCCUAUCUGAAUCAGUUAUCAACCAGCAGUAUGUCCAAAGAGGUAUGAGGCUGUGUGCUGUACUGUAAGUAUUUUAAGAGAAAGGGAACAAAUUUUUCAUAAUUUGGAGAGCCAAAAAAUGUACUCAUCCACCUGAAAAUUUUAAUAUAAAAAUGAGAAAGAAAACAUGUUAUCUAUUUUUCUUACUCUUCCUUUGUUGAGUAAGUAUUAGAUUCUCUUUACGGAAUUGAAGAUACAGUGAUAACAUGUAGAAAUGAAGCCAUUUUAUACAAGGCAGUGUAUUCAGUUUGAAUAAGAAAAAGCUAAACCUACUGCUUUUAAAUGCUGCUCUUUUAUUCUUUCCAUCUUUGUAAUUUUCAUGCAGUCAUAGGUGUAUCUACAAAUUGGGAACUUUUAAAGCAGGAUUAGAAAUCUAGAAAAUGCCCUCCACUUCACAAUUCCUCACUUUGCUGUUAAGAUGAUCACCUUAUACCUUCCUUCCAGUACAGAAAAAGAAAACUUAUGGCCCAGUGUCUGAUACAGCCAGUCACAACCACGUCAAGCCUCUUUUGUAAUGAAGUGGCCCAAGUUACCUCCUAUUUCUUUCUAUUUCAACAUAAGACUAUUGGGAAGGAGGAAUUACAAGUGCAAUUGCUCCACAAUCAGCGGAAGGCAAGAACAUGAUUUCAGUUACUGAGAACUGGAAGGAGAUCAGAGCUACCUGAAUUCUGUAUAAUUAAGAUUUUGAAAUAAGUCUAACAAAAAUUUAUGGACAAGACAGCGCUUCGGUUUUGCCUUCAGGCAUGAAACUUGGGGAUAAUCUCAUAUCUCAAAGCAGUAAAAUUGCAGUAUUUUGUGUAUUUUUAGUUCAAAAAAAUUUGUUUGUUUGUUUUUUACUUAAGCAUUAUUGUUUGCAAAGUACAAACCUUGUUCUUCUUGGACUUCUGAGAGAAGUUCAGUUAAGGGGAUAUACAGCUUGGCAAACUGACGGACAUCCAGAUUUGUAUUUAAAGUCAGGUGUUGAUUUUUAAAAUUUGUGGCAGUGAAUCAGUU